CAGAUUCAUCGAACUAAUGGAUGCUAAAAAUAUGCCGAUCUGGGCAAUAUCAACUGGCAAUGAGCCACUUAACGGUAUUGCGUUUUUCUUCUUCGUUCACUUUAUGAGUCUUGGAUGGGUACCAAGGAAUCAGGCUGUUUGGUUGAAUGAUUUCCUUGGACCCACUAUUCGCAAAUCGAAAUUCAAAGACAUUUUAAUAUUUGGAAAUGACGAUCAACGUUAUUCUUUCCCAGCUUGGUUUAAAGACGUAAGUUAA
Rhagoletis zephyria (snowberry fruit fly) is the source of this 256-nucleotide messenger RNA. Its product is annotated as glucosylceramidase-like. The record is from RefSeq and is a predicted model, not a curated record. Lineage: Eukaryota; Metazoa; Arthropoda; Insecta; Diptera; Tephritidae. Gene Ontology annotation, molecular function: glucosylceramidase activity. Gene Ontology annotation, biological process: glucosylceramide catabolic process.